Molecule: messenger RNA, 1145 nt
Organism: Aphidius gifuensis
Lineage: Eukaryota; Metazoa; Arthropoda; Insecta; Hymenoptera; Braconidae
Gene: Polr1F
Product: DNA-directed RNA polymerase I subunit RPA43
Exons: 4
Coding region: 150-1145 (331 amino acids)
Biological process (GO): DNA-templated transcription initiation
Cellular component (GO): RNA polymerase I complex
Source: RefSeq, a predicted model, not a curated record
GAUUUUCGAAUGACUAAAACCACGCUGCUACUAAAGUCACAGCAAAAUAAUUGUAUGACAAAUAAACCAUAAACGUGUUCCGAAAUAGGUUAUUUAAUACAAUUGAAUAAAAAUAAAUUAAUAACAAUUUAUAAAAAACUAAAUUAAUAAUGCAAGAAAAAAAACAAACUAUUAUAAAAUGGCCAAUUGAAAAUUUAAAAAGUCUUGUUGAAGAUAAAAAAUCACGUAUUUAUUGCAAACAUGUUAAAAAACAUGUAGCAUUGCAUCCUUAUCAUUUAAAUGAUUUUAAAAAAAGUAUUGGAGAUGUUUUAAGACCUGGUGUUAAUAGUUAUGAUCCUGAAUUGAAAGGACUUGUUUUGGAGUAUAAAAAUCCCAAGUUAGUCAGUGAACUUGGUGCUGUAUUUUUUGACUCACAUUUUAUUCAUGUUGACAUUGAAGCUGAAUUUUAUACAUUUAAACCAAAAGUUGGUUGUAAAUUGAAAGGAAUUAUAAAUAAAAAACUUAAUGGUCAUCUUGGAGCUUUGAUUUAUCAGACAUUUAAUGCUUCUAUCAUUAGUCAUGAUGAGGAUAAAGAAUUAUGGCAGAAGAGUGAUUUAAGUGUUGGCAAUGAAGUCAAUUUUAUUGUCACACAAAUUGACUUGAAGGGUCGUUUGCCUUUUAUACGAGGAAGACUUGUAAAAGAAGAAGAAGAAGAAGAACAAGAGGAAGAGGAAGAAAAAGAAGAGGAAGCACAAGAAUUUCCUGCAGAAGAAUCAAUGGAAAAUGAAGCGAAAGAUGAAUUAGACUCUGAAAGUUUUGAAAAUGAUAAGCUUGAAGAUGAAAAUGCUGAAAAAGAAAUUGCUAAUGAACUGAAAUUAAAGAAGAAAGAAAAAUCAAGGCUUAAAAAAGAAAAGCUAGAAAAUCAAGCAAAAGAUGAAUUAAACUUUGAAAGUUUCGAAAAUGAUAAACUUGAAGAUGAAAAUAAUAAACUUGAAGAUGAAGAUGCUGAAAAAGAAAUUGCUAAUGAAUUAAAAUUAAAGAAAAAAGAAAAAUCAAGGCUGAAAAAAGAAAAGCUAGAAAAUGAACGACUUGAAGAGGAAAGAAUUGAAAAAGAAAAUUCUCAUAAACUUAAAUUGGAAAAAAAAGAAAAAUCAAGAUUAAAGUAA